AGUGACAUCGCGCGACCAAACAGGUUAAUUUAAAAGACGAUGUAAACACUGUCAGGAAGAUAUAUCUUUUGUCCCUUUUUUCUACUGUUGAAAUAAAUUGGAGUAAAUGAUACGGCAUGGCAGUCCCGGGAAGAUGCGAUAUAAAGACCGAAGGGACGUGAGUAACAUGUUUCAUGUUAGCUCUGAUGAAGACCAGUGAAAAAGGUGCUAAUUUCUCCAGUAUCUUUCAGCUCUUGCCUCUAAUACUGCUGUGUAGAAAUGGAUACAAACAAUGGCAGCUCUUUUCCCAGUUUCACACAACUGGAGGACUUCCUUGAAAAGCAUGACUCCAAAUUUGUGUGGUUACUGGUUGCUACCAUUUUGUCCUGUGGGUGGAUUAUUUAUUUAACUUAUUAUAAUUCAAGGAAUGUUGGACUGAUCUUAACACUAAUUUUAAACAGAUUUUAUAAAAAUGGCUAUAUCCAUAUAGGCUCAUUUUCUUUUUCUGUCUUAUCUGGAAAAGUUAUGUUCAGAGAUAUUUAUUUAAUCAAUGAAGAUAUGUCUGUCAGAAUUCAAGAUGGGUUUCUCAUAUUUCGUUGGUGGAAGAUGUAUAAUCCCAAACAAAAGCUACAUGAUCCUAAAGCAGAAACAAGACUUUACAUAACAGUGAAUGGCUUUGAAUUUCAUGUUUACAACCGAAUUGAUUUAUAUACACACCUUCAAGAGGUUUUUGGACUAGAACCUACACUUAUUCCUCCUAAAAAGGAAGAGGAUAAAGCAAAAACUGGUGGAGAAAAUACCCUUGAAAGUGUUAAAAUUAAAACAGAAUCUCAAGACCCAUCAUCAUCUUGGAGAUCUCUCAUUCCUGUGAUCAAAGUCAACAUAAGUACAGGUCGUCUUGCCUUUGGAAAUUACUAUCUUCCACAAACUCUGUGUGUCAACUUUGAUGAUGCCUUUCUGACAUACACCACAAAACCUCCUUCUAGUCAUCUUGACCAGUUUAUGCAUAUUUUGAAGGGAUCUUUGGAAAAUGUGCGCGUGAUGCUUGUCCCAAGCCCAAAAUAUGUGGGAAUUCAGACUGAUGAGCCACCAAGAUUAAUGGGGGAGGGAUUUGUAGUAAUGCAGUCCAAUGAUGUGGAUAUCUAUUAUUACUGUGAUGAGCCAGGUCUAGUUCCAGAGGAAAUGGAAAAUGGAGAAAUGGAAACAUGCAGUGAAGACACAAAGCUUCAAGAUUUGCCACCAUGCUGGGGUUUGGAUAUUGUUUGUGGAAAGGGGACAGAUUUUAAUUAUGGACCAUGGGCUGAUAGACAAAGAGAUUCUUUGUGGAAGUUUUUCUUCCCUGCUGACUUUCAACCAAUGAACGUUACAGAUAUUGCAAUGCCAGGAAAGCCUAGACAAAUUCUUGCAUUUGAGCUAAGGAUGAACAUCAUUGCAGAUGCCACAAUUGAUUUACUCUUCACUAAAAAUCGGGAAACGAAUGCUGUACAUGUUAAUGUAGGGGCUGGUUCAUAUUUAGAAGUUAAUAUUCCUAUGACAGUGGGGGAACAUGGUUACUCACCUACAAUUAAAGGUCAGCUUUUGCAUGUAGAUACUACAAGCAGUAUGCAGUAUCGAACUUUGUUGGAGGCAGAAAUGUUGGCUUUUCAUGUCAAUGCUAGUUAUCCUAGAAUAUGGAACAUGCCACAAGCAUGGCAGUGUGAAAUAGAAGUUUACAAAGCUACAUAUCACUUUAUCUAUGCUCAGAAAAACUUUUUCACUGAUUUGAUACAAGACUGGGCAAGUGACAGUGCACCUGACAUUUACUCUUUUGUUCCAUAUUCUUGGAAGUUUAAAGUGAUGUUCCGUCAGUUUGAAAUGAUUUGGGCGGCAAAUCAACACAACUGGAUAGAUUGUUCUACAAAACAACAGGAAAAUGUGUAUCUAGCAGCUUGUGGUGAAACUUUGAACAUUGACUUUAUCCUUCCUUUUAAUGAGUUUGUUCCAUCUACUUGUAAUACAAAAUUUUAUUUAAAGGCAGAAGAUACUGACCUGCAGCUGUCUUUGCCAGAUUGCCAUCCUAGCAGAUAUUCUCUCCUUACUCUGGUAAAGAAUUCCCACCCACACAAACUCCCUCCAGAAACCUGCAUUACCACAGAAAAUCAAGGUGGUCCAAAACAAAUAAAAAUGAGGUGGAGAAAUAUUACACAGUCGGAGGCAGGUUGGGUUGAUUGCUGGACAGUACCAAGUCUGAUGCUUACAAUUGACUAUACCUGGCAUCCGAUCUACCCUCAGAAGGCUGAUGAGCAAUUAAAGCAGUCCUCAGUAUCUGAAAUGGAUGACUCCCUGCUAUCUCCAACUUUAAUACAACCUAGCAAAUCUGCUGUUGAUCCAUCAGAACUUACUCCAGAUAGACUUCAUGUUGAUCUGGAACUUUCUCCAGACUCUCAAAUGAUAUUUUAUGGACCUAUGUUGAAGGCACUCCUUUGUAUAAAGGAGAACUACUUUGGAGAAGAUGACAUGUACACUGAUUUUGAAGAGGCAGUUUCAAGCCCCGUGCUAUCACUUUCCACUUCAUCUAGUUCUGGAUGGACUGCGGUAGGGGUUGAGGACAGUGACAAGAAGGAUAAUGAGCAUGGAGGCAAGCAGAUCCAUCCUCUCUCACUUCGCCCGUGGGAUAUCACUGUGCUCAUUAAUUUAUAUAAAGUGCAUGGCCGACUCCCAGUGCAUUGUAGCAAUGAUGGACCUGAAUGCCCAGCUGCCUAUCUGGAGAGGUUAUGUUUUGAAAUGAAAAAAGGUUAUAAAGAAACAAUGCUUCAACUUGUCCUUUCCCCAGUGCAUAUUUUUAUGAGUGACAAUUAUCAGAGGCCACCAUCAGAUGGAAUGCUCAGAGAUGGCCACAUCAGUCUGUCUGGACUGCAGCUUCGUGCACAUGCUAUGUUUUCUGAUGAAGGUUUACCUUUGGGUAGUGAUACACUGGAAUAUGCCUGGCUGAUUGAUGUUCAAGCGGGUGCAUUGACUGCUAAGACAACGGUACCCCAGCUGGCCACCUUGUUGGAGUGGGGGAAGACAUUUGUUUUUCAUGUAGUAUCCCGUGAAUUUGAUCUUGAAAGACCAAAAACAGUAGUAUUUUGUCAGCAUGGUGUAGAUCGUCGCUUCUGUGAGUCAAAGCUGGCAUGUGUCCCUGGCCCAUGCCUUGCCUCUGAGGAGUUGAAGUACACCAUGACUCGCAUAGCUAUUGAUGGAGCAGACCUAUUUGUUGUUGAACAAGGAUGUGCUUCCAAUAUUAAGACAAAUGCCAUUCGUAUAGCUAAUUGUAAUCUACAUAACCAAGCUGUCGGAGAGGGAAUCAGUGCAGUUGCUCAAGACAUCCAUAUCUGUCAGUAUAUUGAACUUCAGGAUAAUAGUCGCCUUGGAGUCCAGCCUUCAGUUCUUCGCAGAUCAUAUUGGCUGGAGACUGGCUCUGUUAAUUUUGGACUGAUAACCGCAGAUGUUGCUUUGGCAGCGGAUCAUCCUUCAAAAUAUGAAGUGCAGAGACAGUUUUUGGAAUUGCAUGAUAGUAGAAGUAAAAGACUUUGGUUCCUUUGGCCAGAAGAUAUUGCCAGAAACAGAAGAAGCAAAAAUAAAUGUGGCUGUUUAGGGGGAUGUCGUUUUUUUGGAGGCACUAUCAUAGGUGUAGACUUUUUCAGGCUGGAUGAAAUGACACCUUCCAGCAGCUCUGCAUUUUCUAAUUCAAGUGUAGACUCUGAUAUGUGCUAUGGGCAGUCUCUUUUGCAUCCAGGAGAAUGGAUUAUCAUGAAGGAAAUAUCCAAAGUUUCAGAGGGUAAGUCAAAUGGAUCAAAGCGAAAGGAGUGGGAUUCACGAUCAUUGGGUACAGAACUUGAGAAGAAAACUCACUUGUUAAGCCUGCAAGUUCCACUGCGUUCUCACAGCUCUUCUUCCUCCUCGGAAGAAACCAGCAGUUGCAGUGCUGCUCUUCCUCUAUUGGGUGGUGAAAAGGACAGUCCAUCCCCCAGCACUGAGGAACGCAUGGUACCUGUUGAUUUUCCACCCAUUCAUAAGCAAGAAGGACUAAAUGGAGAGUUUCCAGUUGAUGUAACUGACGGUAUGUCUGUAUCCCCUAGCAGCACUCAAGAAAGAUCUACCAUUCACUCCCCUCUACGUUCUCCACUUAAACGUCAAGCUUCUGUCUGUUCCACUCGACUCGGAAGCACCAAGAGCUUGUCUGCUGCAGUUUUUUGUGAAAAACAGCCUCCAGCUGCAGGGGUACAGUUCAGUAGUGAGGUGUCCCGAAGUGAUGAAAAUGUUCUGGAUUCUCCUAGACAAAGGAGGAGCUUUGGAUCUUUUCCAUUUACACCAUCUGCUGAUUCAACAUCCUUUCAUCAGUAUCGUUCAAUGGACUCUAGCAUGUCAAUGGCAGAAAGUGAGGCAUACUUCUCUGCAGCUGAGGAGUUUGAACCAAUCAGCAGUGAUGAAGGACCUGGCACCUACCCAGGAAGGAAAAAGAAAAAAAAGCAAGCUCUGCAGAUUGACUAUAGCAGAAGUUCUAUUUAUCACAGUGCUGAAGGACCACUGACUUACAAUCUUAAUGGAGAGUUUAGCCAUGAGUCAAGACCUUUACCUAUACCUACUCAUGCCUCCCAAGCUUCUUUUGUUUCUGCUCUAGGUGUAGAGGAAGAGCCAGGAGAGCAUGUGUAUUCUAUAGAUGUAUCAAAAGCUCAAGAAAAUGGACAAGUCAGUUCUCAGUUACAUGCAAUGUCCUGCUACCAGAAUUAUCUUUCUCAUUAUCAAGUGUUUAACUGGUCAGUCAAACAGCCUACAAACAAAAGAACAUCCAAAUCAUCACUACACCGACCCUUGGAUCUUGACACUCCAACCAGUGAGGAAAGUUCCUCAUCAUUUGACCAGCUUUCCAUUCCAACAUUUAAGAUUGUGAAGCAUGGUCUUGCUGCUAGUUCGUUGCUGGAUAGAGGUGUCCAACUGAUGGGGUCAACUUCAAGCACUCCUUAUACACCAUUAGACAAGAAACCUACUGAAAAUAUAGAUGAAGAAACCCUCACUGAGGACUGGACAUUGGAUCAACCUGUCUCACAAACUAGGACUACUGCCAUUGUAGAAGUGAAGGGAUCUGUGGAUGUAGUUUUAACACCUCUUGUGGCAGAAGCUUUGGACAGAUAUAUUGAAGCUCUAGUUCAUUUUGCAAAUAACCAGCACCCUGCCUCAAUCUUAGAUUACCUUCAUGCCAAGGUAUUACAUGAAGCCUAUCAGAUUAGCAAGUCUACUGUAUCUGACUCUAGUUCAAUGAAACAUGAAUCUAGAGGUUCUAAGACGGACAGUACUGCACCUACAUGUACAAACUCUGGGCAUGUGCAAAAUGAUCUUUCUACAAAACAAGACAAUGUGAAAAUUAAAGGUCUUCAGGCCAAUGUUUCCAUUCCAAAAAUGAAUCUCUGCCUGUUACAAGCUUCGGUUGAAGAAGGCUGUCCCUCCAAUUCUAACAAAAAUGUGACCCAUGUUUCCUUGGUGGCAUUAUGUUUUGAUAGGAUAGCUACUCAGGUUCGCAUGAACAGGGGUGUUGUAGAAGAAGGACCAAAUACUGCAGAACAUGGAAGAACUUCUGUUACAUUUGAAAAAUAUGCAGCUGCUACUAAAAUGCAGCCCCAGUCCUCUGGUUCUUUAAGAUCCAAUGCAGGGAUUGAGAAAGGAAAGGAGAUAGCUGCCAAACUUAAUAUACAUCGUAUUCAUGGGCAGCUAAGGGGUCUUGACACAUCAGAUAUAGGAACAAGUGCAAUCACUGCAAUACCUUUUGAGAAGUCAAAAGUGCUUUUUACUCUUGAGGAACUGGAUGAAUUUUGCUUUGUGGAUGAGACUGAUAUUCAGGGAAAUGCUGAUUUAAGUCGAACAACUAUCAGUCUGGAGAAAUGGGGAUGGAUUAUGUUUGAGUGUGGCAUUGAAAACUUGACAGUAAAAGGAGGAAGACAGUCAGGGGCAAUUUUGUAUAGUGCUUUUGGUGUAAUGGGCAAAACGGAUGGCACAGAAAAAAAUGGCAUGUUAAAAUCAAAUGGGUCUUCUGCCUCUCAUUCUGGAAGUGGCUACAGCACUGAUGUAUCAGAGGACAACCUUCCACAAGAAGGAGGGAGUCCUUCAAUAGAUGCUAAUGGCAAUUCUGAAUCUGAAGAACAGGAUGAAGGAGUUGAAUCCGAUGACUUGAAGAAGGAUUUACCACUUUUGCCUCCUCCCCCAGACUCUAGCAGCAUGAAGCUUACAAUGAAAGAAAUCUGGUUUAGUUUUGCAGCUCCCACAAAUGUUCGCUCUCCUACACAGGCUUUUUCCAGACAGUUGAAUCUUUUAAGCACAGCAACCACUGCUAUUGGAGCUUGGCUUGUUCCUGUUGACCAGCUUAAGUCUUCAUUAAACAAACUUGACACAGAAGGAACUCUUCGAUUGUGUGCAGUAAUGGGCUGCAUAAUGACAGAGGCUUUAGAGAAAAAAAGCAUUCAUAUUCCACUGAAAAGCAAGUACAACAGAGUUACUAAAAGAGCUCGCUGUCUGCAGGAAAAUCCUUCAUGUUUACUUUGCAAUAUUCUACAUAGAUAUUUGCAACAUGCAGAAUACUCAGUUAUUGAAGAAGCUACCAUGAGUGAUGGUCUCCCAGCCCUUGUUACCCUUAAGAAAGGCUUGGUUGCUCUUGCUAGACAGUGGAUGAAAUUCAUUGUAGUCACACAAGGGUUUAAAGCAGUUGGAUUGCUGAGACCAACACAGUUUCCCAAACCUAAGAAUCAGAUACAGCAGACGUGCGAGUCAGCCCAGGGACUGGAUAAUGGAGGAGGGCUGCAGAGUGAUACAAGUGCUGAUGGUGCAGAAUUUGAAUUUGAUGCUGCAACAGUUAGUGAACACACAAUGCUUUUAGAAGGGGCAUGUACUCGCCCCCCUCCAGCAGGAGUUACUUCAGGACCUGUCAGUGGAUCAGAAAUAAUUAGAAAACUCUCCAAGUCCCAUGCCCACAAUGAAUCGGCCCUUAAAAUAAAGGGUAUCCAUCCGUAUCACUCAUUGAGCUAUACAAGCGGAGAUACAGCAGCAGAUUCUCCUGCUCAUGUCAGCAGAAGUGGCAUGCCGCCAAAGGGUAGCCCUAGAAAGGAAAGUCUAUUGAGUUACCUUACUGGUAGCUUUCCAAGCUUGCAUAAUCUAUUGGAUGGGACCCCUCAGAGAAAUGCCACAACCGUGAAGAGCAGUUCCCUAACCAGAACUGGUAAUAAUGUGCCAGAUAUGCUGACUGAGCAUCCACUCUUAUCUGAACCUUCUUCAGUCAGCUUUUAUAACUGGAUGUCAAAUGCUGUAGGUAACAGAGGGGGCUUGGUUCAAGAGUCUCCAGUGCCAAAAUCAGGAAACAACAGUCUUCAAACAGGAGUAACAUAUAAUCUGCCUACUAUACCUUCUGCUUCGGACUUCAAUACUGUUCUCUCCAGUGACCAAAAUACACUUGAUGGUACUCAUUCUCAGCACAGUACAAGCCAAGAUGAUAUUGAAGAUAUAGAAGAAGGUAACCAGGGUCUUCCAGCUGUGCAGUUGGCUGAUGCCCAGGUGGUUUUUAAACCUUUACUGAACCAUAUAGGCAUCCAGUCUCAAGAUACCACACCCUUGAGUUAUAAAAUGUAUUUUGGUGAACAUUUAUCCUUUUCUGGAACUCUGGAUUGCCUCAGAGCAGAUAUUGUUGACUCGGAUACUUCAAAGGAGAGAAAAAAUAAAAGAUCUCGAAGGCAAGGAGCUGUUAACCUCCCUCCUUUGGACUUCAAACCAGCACUUAUGUUUGAAACCUUUAGCAUUAAUGCGGUGGUGAUGGAAAAGUCCAUGUGCUCACCACAAAACUCAACCAGUGCUCUGGCUUUCCAUGAUUUAAACAGAAGGCAUUACAACACAUUUCACUGUAACUUCACAAUAUCCUGUCAAUCUAUUAGUCAGCAUGUUGACAUGGCACUAGUUCGUCUAAUUCAUCAGUUCAGUACAAUGAUUGACGACAUUAAGGCAACCCAAACGGAUAUCAAACUAAGCAGAUACACUGCAGGAUCAGCUUCACCUACGCCAACUUUUAAAACAAGAAAACACAGAGAUUUUCGUUCCUCUGAUUUUAGUCGUAGCUCAAGGGGCAGCCUUAAUGGAGGAAACAGAGGAAACAAUCAGAGGAACAAACGAUUAGGAAGUGAAAAUAACAAAAAAGAAGCAAGAAGUAAAAACACCUUAGGUCGCUCAGAAAGAAGGACUUCAAGGGUGUCUAGGAAAGGCUCACGGGAUGCUGCUGAUCACAUGACUAUCCAAAUGGACGAUUCCGAUUCCAUUACUGUAUCUGAGCAAAGUGAGCCUUCUGCAGAAUGUUGGCAGAACAUGUACAAACUUCUCAAUUUCUACUCCCUAAUCUCUGAUCCAACUGGAAUUUUGGAGAAAUCGUCUCCAGAAAAUGGUGUUUCUGCAGAUGAUGGCCGAAGCCCUACAGAACCAGCCUGUAGAGUAAUCUUUGAAAAUGAGCAGGAUAAUUCAAGUCCAAACAAACUACAGAGGAAGAGAAGUCUUCUUAGCUCUGAGCCUCAGUAUGUAACUCUUAUAGUCUUUGGAAUAGGCAUGGUAAACCGUACUCACCUUGAAGCUGAUAUUGGAGGGCUAACUAUGGAAGCAGAGCUGAAAAAAAUUCAUGGCAGUUUUACACUCAAAGAAAAAAUGAAAGAUAUUUUGCAUCAAAAGAUGACGGAGACCUGUGCCUCUGCUCACAUAGGUGGCGUUAAUAUAGUGUUAUUAGAAGGAAUCACUCCAAAUAUUCAACUGGAGGAUUUCCCUACAUCUCCUACAAGUACUGCAAAACAAGAAUUCCUAACUGUAGUCAAAUGCAACAUUGCCAAAUCUCAGGCCCUGUAUAGUGCUCAACGAGGACUAAAAACCAACAAUGCAGCUCUGCUGAAAGUAGGCACUAUCCUUAUUAAUAUUCCACAACAUCCUGCCACCUUGCAUAGCAUGAUGGUUCGAAGUUCUCAUCAGCUUUCCAAGCAGAUAUCUGACCUUAUUCGGCAGCCUACUGCAACGCCCCAGCCAUCAAGGGAAGAUGCUCCAACUCCACAGCUUUCUGAAAAAACAACUUCUAGUGUUAAUCAGACUCCAGUUGAAGCAAAUGAGUUUCCACAGCUACCUGAGGGUUUGGAAAAGAAGCCAAUUGUUCUGAAAUUCAGUGCCAUGUUGGAUGGUAUCACAAUUGGAGCAGCUCUGUUGCCAUCACUUAAAGCAGAAUACAAAAUGGGCAGAAUGAAAAGUCAUGGAAUGACUGGUGCACAAACAAGAUUUACCUUUGAGUUACCUUGUCACAAGCUUAGAUUUCAGUCAAAAAUAUCCCCAGUUGAUAUGUCAACGAUGCCUCCAUCAGCUAGUCUGAACAUGCCACCUAUUACCAUGUCUGGAGAAUAUAUAAUGGAGGACCAUGACAAUUAUUCAGAGCAACCUUGGAGUGCAGAUGACUGUCCAUCUAAACAAGGCAACUACCUUCAGGGAAAUUAUCUUCGUUGUGUUGCUGAGAUUGGUUCUUUUGAGCACAACCUGACAACAGAUCUCUUAAACCAUCUAGUAUUUUUGCAGAAGGUGUUCAUGAAGGAAGUGAAUGAAGUUAUACAGAAAGUAUCCGGAGGGGAGCAGCCAAUACCCUUAUGGAAUGAGCAUGAUAUUUCAAGUGAUGGAGAAAAGCCCAAAAUUAUGUUGUAUUCACUAAAUCUUAUGUUUAAGGGUAUUCAGGUUACUGCAACAACUCCAUCUAUGAGAGCUGUAAGAUUCGAGACAGGUUUAAUUGAACUAGAGCUGUCCAACAGAAUUCAAUGUAAAGCUCAGCCUGGCAGAGGUAGUUACUUAAAGCUUUUUGGAAAAUGUCAAGUGGAUCUGAAUCUAGCUUUGGGCCAAAUUGUGAAGCAUCAGGUCUAUGAGGAAGCUGGGUCAGACUUCCAUCAGGUUGCCUACUUCAAAACAGUAAUCGGCCUCAGAAAUGCACUUCAGGAAGAAAUAAGUGGCUCAUCUGAUAAGGAAGCUGUGCUUAUCACUCUAAACAGACCAAUUGUCUAUGCACAGCCUGUGGCUUUUGACAGAGCUGUGCUCUUUUGGCUAAACUACAAAGCUGCAUAUGACAAUUGGAAUGAACAGAGAAUGGCUUUAAAUAAGGACAUUCACAUGGCUACCAAGGAGGUGGUGGAUAAAUUACCAGGAAUCCAGCAAACAUCUGCUCAGGCUUUCAGUACACUUUUUCUCCAACUCACUGUAGAUGACUUAGGAAUCUGCUUGCCCAUCACAAGCACCCCUCAGCCUAAUCACACCAUCGACUUUGACACAGGCUCAGCAUUGGUUCUCACCAUUGAGAGCACUCUGAUUACUGCUUGUUCUUCUGAAUCUCUUGUUAGCAAAGGUCACUUUAAGAACUUCUGCAUACGAUUUGCAGAAGGCUUUGAGACAACAUGGGAUGACUGGAAGCCAGAAGUGAGAGGCGACAUUGUGAUGAAUGCUUGUGUUGUACCAGAUGGCACUUAUGAAGUUUGUUCUAGAACUACAGGGCAGGCUUCAGCUGAAAGUAGCAGUGCAGGUACAUGGACUUUAAAUAUCUUGUGGAAAAUGUGUGGCAUUGAUGUCCAUAUGGAUCCUAACAUUGGAAAGAGGCUUAACGCUCUUGGUAAUACACUGACAUCCCUGACCGGAGAAGAAGAUGUGGAUGAUAUUGCUGAUCUGAACUCUGUUAAUAUUGCUGAUAUCUCGGAUGAAGAUGAGCCUGUCAGUAUGUCUCCUAUAAUCCAGACGAAUUCUGUAGAAGCCACUGUCAUUGGAGAACAUUUAAGACUUUCAUUUCGGAAGCGUCUUGUUAACCACCUUCUUGGGUUAAGCACUGAAAGUCAGAGACGCUCAGUCCCAGAAGACUUUCUCUGUCUUUCAUCACCUUGCAAGAGUUCUCAUUCUAGCAGAUACAGUAUCAAAGCAUCUAGACCGCAGUCAUGGGGAUGUGAACCGGCUGAUCAUAGACGUCAAGUAGCAGGUGGAAACCAGAUAAAUGAUGGCCGUGCAAGAAAAUUUCCUAAGCGUCUAGUGGACAUCCGAGAACUAAAUGAACAGGCUAAAGUUAUUGAUGACCUGAAGAAACUUGGAGCUAGUGAAGGAACUAUAAAUCAGGAAAUCCAGCGUUAUCAGCAGCUGGAGUCUGUUGCAGUGAAUGACAUACGGAGGGAUGUUCGAAAAAAACUCAGGAGAUCCAGCAUGAGGGCAGCAUCCUUGAAAGACAAGUGGGGAUUAGGAUACAAGCCUAGUUAUAACAGAUCAAAAAGUAUAUCAGCAACUGGAAGACCCCCUUUGAAAAGGAUGGAUCGAGCAAGAUUUGGAGAAAGUGAAGAUCUUCCUGAAAUUCGCAUAGAUGCUGCCUCCCCUGGACCUCGUGUUACAUUUAACAUUCAAGACACACUGAAUACAUCACUGGGCAUUGCACAUUCCUCUGAGAGCCCCACCGAAGUGUAUUUCAAGUUUCCCGAGGAGACAGAAAUGGACGUUAUGUCAGUCAAUGCUGGCCUUCAUCAUUUUCCAUCUGUUAGUGAAGGAUCAUGUUCAGUGUUCAGUUCUCCCAACACCCCAGUUGUCUUCUCACCAAGCAUUCCCUUCCAGCCUGAAGACGGCAGGCGAGAUGACAGCUUGUCUUCAUCCAGUGAUGAAUCUGAAAAGGAAGAGGAGUUUGAUCGAGAGAAACAGCCAUCCUACUAUUACAGGAAGAUACCGCAGACCUCACGUAAAAAAUCUUCAGGUUUUGCUGCAGUAAGCCAGCUCUUCAGCGAACGAUGGCCAGGUACUCCUGCUAACAGAAGUAUUACAAAUACAAGUACUACAGAGAGAAAUAUUGAUUUUGAGUUGGACAUUCGAGUUGAGAUUGAUAGUGGAAAAUGUGUGCUGCAUCCAAAUACUCAACAGCAAGAACAUGAUGAUAUAGGCCUGAGAAGAAGCUAUGAUCGUAGCUCAAGAAGUUUGGACCAGGAGUCCCCACCAAAAAAGAAGAAACUGCAGCCCGCCUAUACCUCAACUACUCAUUUAUUGGCUGGAAAGAAAGUACCAUCAACUCUACAGACAAAGUCCAGUGACUUUGAAACUACAGUGUUUUAUAUUCCUGGAGUCGAUGUUAAAUUGCACUAUAAUUCAAAGACUCUCAAGACAGAAUCACCAAAUGCUUCCAGGGGGUCAUCACUUCCAAGAACCUUCUCCAAAGAAUCCAAACUGUAUGGUAUGAAAGAUAGUGCCACUGGCCUUGCUGCUGUAGCAAAUCAAAGCAAGACUAAUAUGCUUCUUCCUCCCCCACCCCCGCCUAUACCAUCAGCUAAAGGAAAAGGAAGUGGUGGAGUAAAAACAGCCAAAUUGUAUGCAUGGGUAGCACUACAGACAUUGCCAGAGGAAAUGGUUAUCAGCCCGUGUUUACUGGAUUUUCUCGAGAAGGCACUGGAAACCAUUCCAAUAACACCAGUUGAAAGAAAUUACACAGCAGUCAGCUCACACGAUGAGGAUAUGGGACAGUUUGAUCCAGUGGAUCAACUAGAAGAGUCAACAACAUCACUUGUAUCUUCCUCGACUUCUGCCUACUCUUCAUUUCCAGUGGAUGUGGUGGUCUAUGUGAGGGUCCAGCCAUCUCAGAUAAAAUUUAGUUGUCUCCCAAUGUCCCGAGUGGAAUGUAUGCUGAAGUUGCCUUCGUUGGACCUGGUCUUUUCUUCAAAUCGUGGCGAGCUGGAGACUGUUUCAUCCUCCCAUAUAGCAGAGAGCACACAGCCCAUUAACUCUUCUCCUCCACUGGGCCAGAACAUGCACAAGACUGCAACUAACAAAGCUUCCUCUCCAGCAUUAGGAAGUCCUCUUGGCAGAACCAGGCACAGCAGCAGCCAAUCAGACUUGACCAGUGCCAGCACAAAUUCUUCUGGCCUCAGUUUUACAGCCUGCAUGUCAGAUUUCUCAUUGUACGUGUUUCACCCUUACGGAGCAGGGAAGCAGAAAUCUGCUGUCACAGGCCUUAACUCUGGAUCUGGUUCUCUAGGUGCGGUGGAUGAAGAGCCGUCAUCUGUUACAGGUCGCAAAGACUCUCUAAGCAUCAAUCUUGAAUUUGUUAAAGUCAGUCUGUCCAGGAUGAGGAGAUCAGGUGGAGCUUUGUUUGUUGAGAGUACAAUGCCAGGAAAAAGUGGCAAAAUGGAGACAACUUUAAUUAAUAUAUCAGCUGUGUGUGACAUUGGGUCAGCUUCCUUUAAGUAUGACAUGAGAAGACUAAGUGAGAUUUUGGCAUUUCCACGUGCAUGGUACAGGCGAAGCAUUGCUAGGCGUCUGUUUCUUGGAGAUCAAACCAUAAAUUUGCCAGCAUCUGGUCCUGGAACUCCUGAUUCUGUUGAAGGGGUUAGUCAGCAGCUUUCUCCAGAGUCUUCACGUAAAGCAUAUUGGAGAACAUGGGAGCAGCCUUCCCAAUCUGCUUCCUUUCAGAAUAUGCCGCAGUCUCCCAAUGUAUUUGGAGAACAUUCUCAAAACAGCAACAUGUCCCCAGGAGGGCUUUCCCACUCAUUGAAAUCUCCAGCAGUGUCACGAUCUAGAAGUGUCUCUGACUCAUCUGUCCCAAGGAGAGAUUCCCUUUCAAAAACAUCUACUCCAUUUAACAAAGCCAGUAAAGCAGCAAAUCAACAAGGAUCACCAUGGGAAACUCUGGUUGUAUUUGCCAUUAACCUAAAACAACUGAACGUUCAAAUGAACAUGAGCAAUGUCAUGGGCAAUAACACGUGGACUACAAGUGGUUUGAAAAGCCAGGGUCGUCUGUCUGUAGGCAGUAACAGAGACCGGGAGAUCAGCAUGUCGGUUGGCUUGGGAAGGUCAAAGUUGGAUUCUAAAGGAGGUGUGGUUGGUGGAAAUAUUGAUGUCAAUGCCCUCGAGAUGGUUGCUCACAUCUCUGAACAUCCAAACCAACAGCCCAGCCAUAAAAUCCAAAUCACCCUUGGUUCAACAGAAGCCCGUGUUGAUUACAUGGGGUCCAGCAUCUUAAUGGGCAUUUUCAGUAAUGCAGACCUACAGCUUCAAGAUGAAUGGAAGGUCAAUCUCUGUAAUGCUCUGGACACAAGCUUGUCAGAGAAAAGUGAAAUCUUUGUUCAUGGAGAUCUUCAGUGGGAUAUCUUUCAAGUUAUUAUUUCUCGAUCUACCACUCCUGACCUUAUUAAAAUUGGCAUGAAGCUUCAGGAAUUCUUCACACAGCAGUUUGACACCAGCAAGAGAGCUUUGUCUACCUGGGGACCGGUCCCUUACGUGCCUCAUAAGGCUCCUGUGAUAAAUACAGAAAAAGGUUCUGCAGAGCAGAUUCUGGAUGCAGCACAUCAUCGCCACUGGCCGGGAGUUCUCAAGGUUAUAGCGGGGUGCUACAUAUCCCUUUUUCAAAUGCCAUUGCCAGAAGAUGCUGUUCAGCUAGGCGGAUCCAUGAGCCUCCAUGGGAAUCACAUGACACUGGCCUGUUUCCAUGGACCCAACUUCCGGUCCAAAUCUUGGGCCUUGUUUCACUUAGAAGAGCCAAACAUUGCUUUCUGGACUGAAGCUCAGAAGAUAUUGGAGGAUGGGUCCAGCGAUGAUUCAACAUAUAUUGUUCAGACUCUGGACUUUCAUUUGGGUCACAAUACAAUGGUCACUAAACCAUGUGGUGCUCUUGAAAGCCCCAUGGCAACUAUUACAAAAAUUACAAGACGGCGUCAUGAAAAUCCACCACACGGGGUAGCCAGUGUCCAGGAGUGGUUCAACUAUGUAACUGCCAUGAGAAAUGAAGAGUUAAACCUUCUACGCAAUGUUGAUGCUAACACUACAGAGAAUGGAGUAGCUGCCAAAAGCUCCAGCUUGCUGAGUGGAUUCCGAGGAGGGUCAAGUUAUAACCAUGAGACAGAGACUAUCUUUGCUCUUCCAAGAAUGCAGUUAGACUUUAAAUCAAUUCAUGUACAGGAGCCCGAUGAGCCUUCCCUGCAAGAAUCAGCCUGUAAGCCAAAGGUGGAAUGCAGUGUUGUGACAGAGUUUACUGACCACAUCUGUGUCACAAUGGAUGCAGAACUGAUUAUGUUCUUGCAUGAUAUGGUAUCAGCCUACCUGAAGGAGAAAGAGAAGGCCCUUUUUCCCUCUCGCAUCUUCGCUGGUCGACCAGGACAAAAGAGUCCCACAACGAAUCGAGAUAAUGGAGCAAAUGAUGAAGACAAAGCAGAGGCCAUUAACUACACUUCGGUGGACUGGAGAGAGUUUGUGUGUAACACAUGGCAUCUGGAGCCAACCCUAAGAUUAAUUUCUUGGACAGGGAGGAAGAUUGACCCUGUGGGCGUUGAUUACAUUCUUCAGAAGCUGGGUUUCCACCAUGCGAGGACUACAAUUCCAAAAUGGCUGCAGCGGGGGGUGAUGGAUCCUCUGGAUAAAGUCCUUUCAGUUCUGAUCAAAAAACUGGGCACAGCUCUUCAAGAUGAAAAAGAAAAGAAGGGACGAGACAAGGAAGAUCAUUAAGUUAACUAUGGAGUUUGAUUAUUGAUGAAUUUUUCAUUAAAAGCCAGCUUUUAUAGUUGUAAUUUCAAUGGAAAUGCUGUAAAGAUACACAUCAUAUUUACAAACCUCUUGCAAAUUUCUGUUGACUACUGAUCUGUAAAUACUGUUUGAGCCACCAUUUCAUUGGGAAUGUAGCUGUUUACUGUGGAGCUUGCUGCUGCUGAAAUCUUUUUUUAAAAAGACAUUGCACAAGUUAUUUUCUUUCAUUUCAUAGGGUGAACCAACUGGUAGUAGCAUAGCAUUCCAUUUUUAAGUGCAAUAUGCCUCAUGUAUAUACUUGGUCUGAAUCUUCAAUGUGAAUUUAUUGUUCCAGUUUACAUUAACACUGUCUAGACACUGUACUAUCGCACUAUACUACUCACUUUUUAGGCUUUUUUAUAUCCCCAAAGCAAUUUUAAAUAAUUUUUAAUUAACAAGUAGAGGUGGGUUGUAGGGAAGUUCUAGUAUCUCAACCAAAAUCAGGUGAACAAAUUAAAAACAAUUAAUUUCAAUGUGUUAUUGGCUGCAACCAUCAAACGCUACAAAAUAAUUGCAAUUCAAACAUUUUAUGGUGUACAGUAUAUUCAGAUGAUAUCAAUUUGUAACUUUUAUAUUGUGGCAGUAUUAUUAUAAAGUAUGCAAUGCAUUCUUUGCAAGGGCUGUAGUGUUAACUGUGGAUGUACAAUUCAUGUAAAAGCAGUAUAGUUCUUUACUUACCUAAAAAACACACAUUAAAACUUUUCUCUGAAGCUGUGGUAUGGGGCAAACUUUAAAUUGUGUAAAUUCUCCUUUGGUAAUACUUAAUAAAUAUAAUUUGAAAAUUUCAA
Messenger RNA from Erpetoichthys calabaricus (reedfish), 16325 nucleotides. Its product is annotated as KIAA1109 ortholog. The transcript is spliced from 88 exons. NCBI's taxonomy places the organism in Eukaryota, Metazoa, Chordata, Cladistia, Polypteriformes, Polypteridae. The record is from RefSeq and is a predicted model, not a curated record. Bases 259 to 15480 code for a protein of 5073 amino acids. Gene Ontology annotation, biological process: synaptic vesicle endocytosis.